Moesziomyces aphidis is the source of this 3237-nucleotide messenger RNA. The record is from the annotation of a GenBank genome assembly. Lineage: Eukaryota; Fungi; Basidiomycota; Ustilaginomycetes; Ustilaginales; Ustilaginaceae.
AUGCGCUUGACGCUCAACCUCCUCCUCCCGCCCCUUCGCCUCAAUAAUGUCUUGCCUCAGACCCACCACUGCCCGCCGCCGCCUUCAUCAACCCUCUCGCCCCGACCCAGCCUCACCACGGCCUUCGCCCAACUCAGCACUUCGCCACUCGCCCGCACUCAUCGGACGUCUUCCAUUCUCUCCUCCGUUCAUCUCUCCGCAGCGCAUCUAAACCCUCGUCAACCCCUACUACCACCAACAUCGACACGCUCCGAACGCUCUCACUACCUUCUUCGCCUUCAGCUUAACGCUUUUGUGACAAUCAUGCCUGCCGGUCGAGGCGGCACUCAAGAGGCGCUCACGCUCUUUGGCGCGGCGCCUCGUCCCGACGACGGCAACAAGCAGGGCCGGCCCCUCCAGGUGACGACCAACCUCUUCCGCGUCCACAUCAAGGGUAGGGCCCUGGAUCACAUCCAGCAGCUCGACGUCAAGAUCGAGCCGAUCGAGGAUCCUUCUGCCGCUCGUCGUCCCGGCGCUGGUCCCCGUCGCGAGUCUUUGCCGUUUCGCCUCAACAUCAAAGUGCUCCAGCACAGCCUGCGUACCGCUGCUCAACAGCAGCUUCAAGGCAUCACCGACCAAUUCGCCAACUUCAUCGUUUACGACGGCCGUGCCAUCGCCUACACCGCCUUCGCCCUUCCCGCCGAAACGCUCGAGUUGGUGACCGAGCUCCCGCACAACGCCGAUCUGCCCGCCGCCCCCGGCGCUCCUGGUGCCGCUAGUUCCGCCCCUCUUCGUGCGCCCGGCGCCGGCCCCGCCGCAGGUUCAGCUCCUGCCACCGCCCCUCGUAGCGAUCGCCGCUUCCGGAUCAAGCUGGCAUUUGCACGCAACAUCGACAUCGGUCUCGUUCUCGACGCGUGCCACGGCGACCGACGCGCCAUCAUGGCUACCGCUGCCAACCCGCAGGAGCUUGUCCAGGAUGGCAUCCAAGCCAUCGAUAUCCUGCUUCGCAUGGGCCUAAAGGCCCGCUACCAGUCCGGCACCACCGCCAACGCCGCUCGUAAGUUUUAUGAUCCUACCAAGCCCAUUCAUAUCUCGCAGGGCGCGCAGAUUUGGCCCGGUUUCUUCCAGUCGGCCCGUCCUUGCGCCGCCGGCCUCGUGGUCAACCUAGACCCCGCCUACUCGGCCUUUGUCGGCGGUGGCCCCUUCAUCGAGGUCGCCGCCAAGUUACUCAGCAUCGGCGGCCCCGGUAGCUUCGACGGCGGUCGCGGUGGUCGCGGCGGACGAGGCGGACGAGGCGGCCGUGGUGGCCGCGGUGGCGGUGACUUUGGCGGCCCCCGUGGCCCCGUCACCCUCACCUCGCUCACCCAGCAGGACCAGCGCCAGCUGCGUCUGCGCCUCAAGAAUGUCGGCAUUCGCGUCACUCAUCGCGCCACCAACAAGCUCGAGUCCUUCCAGGGCUUUACUCCUCGCGCUGCCGACGAGACCGAGUUCCAGACCAAGGACGGCAAAAACUACACCAUCGCUCAGUACUUCCUCGAGAAGUACAACUUUCGCCUGCGCUUCCCCCGCCUGCCUUGCGUGCGCAUCGGCGCCCAGCGCUCCGCCGUCCCCAUGGAGUGCUGCGAGGUCGUGCCGCUCGGGCCCAUCCCUGCCACGAGCCUCACGCCCAUGCAGGCCGCCGACCAGAUCGCCCGCACCAAGCUUGACCCUCUGGAGCGCAAGCGUCGCGUCGACGAGAUCCGCGCCGAGGUCAACUACGAGCAGGACGCCUACCUGCGUGCCUGGGGCGUCUCGGUCGACCCGCAGCCCCUUUCGGCCGAGGCUCGCGUCAUCCCUCAGCCCGACGUGAGCUACGCCUCGGGCUCGCAGCGCCCGCGCAUCAACAACGGCUCCUGGAAUCUCGUCGGCGCUCGCUUCUUCCAGCCCGGCGAGGAGCUCAUCACCUGGGGCGUCCUCGACUACAGCCGCCACCCGCCCAACACGGUGGAGGACUUCGUCGUCGCCCAGGUCGACUCGCUCCAGAAGUUAGGUCUGCGCAUCCGCAACACGCGCCCGCUCAUCCAGAAGUGCCGCGUCGAUCACGACUCCGACGUGGUGGCCAAUCAGAUGCGAGAGUUUGGCACGACAGUUUUCAGAAGGCUCAAGGAGGCGACGGGCGUCAAGCCCCCUCCGCCGCAGCUCUUCCUGAUCGUGCUCGACGCGCAGGAUCAACCGUUCUACAACACGAUCAAGAAAGUCGCUGCGCUCGAGCUGCACACGCCCGUCGCCACGCAGUGCGUCAGUGCACACAAGGCGUUCAACAUGCGCGGCCGCCCCCAGUACGUCGCCAACGUCGCGAUGAAGAUCAACGUGAAGCUGGGCGGCACCAACCACGUCGUCACCAGCGAGCGUGACUUGCCUCGCUUCGGUCGUCAGACCAUGCUCAUUGGCGCCGACGUGACGCACCCUGGCCCGGGUUCGGAGAAGCCCUCGAUCGCCGGUUCGGUCGCCACCAUCGACGGCGGCCAGAGGCGAUACUCGUCGGAGCUUCGCAAGCAGACCAACCCGCGCGGCGGCGCCGUCCAGGAAGUCAUGCUCCACUCGAAGGGCAUGAUGCUCGGACAUCUCAGGAAGUGGCAGGCGGCCAACCAGGGCCGACUGCCCGAAUCGGUGGUCUUCUUCCGCGACGGCGUUUCCGAAGGCCAGUACCAGACGGUGCUGGACCACGAGCUGGCGGCCAUCAAGGAUGCGGCGCGCGAGCUGCGCCCCGACGCCAAGGUCAAGGUGACGUUUGUGGGGUGCGGCAAGGGCCACCACGUACGCUUCUUCCCCAAGGACCCGCGCGACGUGGCCGGCGACAGGUCGGGCAACCUGCCUGCGGGCACGUGCGUCGACAAGAACAUCGUGUCGCCCUUUGGCUUCGAUUUCUACCUGCAGUCGCAGGCCGGCCUGGUGGGCACGGCGCGCCCGUGCCACUACGUGGUGUUGCGCAACGAGAUGGAGUUCUCGAGCGAGCAACUCAUCAAAUGCGUCAAUUCGCUCUGCUACACCUACUGCCGCGCCACGCGCUCGGUCUCGCUCGUGCCGCCCGCCUACUACGCCGACAUCCUGUGCGAGAAGGCUCGUGCCUUCCUGUACGGCCCGGACGACGGCGUAACGACGGCCUCGUCGGAGCGCGGCGACACGGGCCCCGAAGAGAUCGGCGAGGACGACUCGAUGGAGAUCAUGGACAAGCUGAAGAAGAGCGCCACCUUCACUCAGUGCCUCUGGUUCAUGUAG